Molecule: messenger RNA, 540 nt
Organism: Durio zibethinus
Lineage: Eukaryota; Viridiplantae; Streptophyta; Magnoliopsida; Malvales; Malvaceae
Product: cell wall / vacuolar inhibitor of fructosidase 2-like
Biological process (GO): negative regulation of catalytic activity
Molecular function (GO): pectinesterase inhibitor activity
Source: RefSeq, a predicted model, not a curated record
AUGGGUUCAUUCAGAGCAUCCAUGCUAGUUCUUCUUGUCCACCAUCUCAUUCUUCUACUUUUUGCCUCUUUCCAACUUGUUUUUUCCGAUGAGAAGCUGAUUGAAGUACAAUGCCACAAUGCAGAGGUGCCAGCAGCCUGUAUCCAAUGCCUAAAAUCCGAUCCAGGAGGAGAAGCAGCCGAUAAAGUAGGGAUUGCUACCAUAAUUAUAAAUUGUCUUAGCAACAAUGCUGAAACCCAAGAAAAUAACAUGUCAAGUUUAGCUUCAAGUGUCCAAGACAAGAACUUAAAAUCUCUAUUCCAAGAUUGUAAGAAAGGGUUUUUCGAAGCGAAGCAUGAUCUAUCUACAGCUACAAAUCAGUUGAAGAGUAAGAAUUAUGAUAAAACUAAUCAUUAUGUGAGAACAGCUCUUGAGGAAGAGAUUAUUUGCAGGAAAUAUGUUGUAAGCAUGAAAUUAAGGGUAGCUUCUAAUAUCCUCUAUAAAAUGAGGGUUUAUGAAGAACUUUCUGAUGCAGCAAUGAGAAUAAUUGAUAGGUUCUAG